ACACCAGAAUUUGUCCGGUCGGUUGGUACCAGUGCCAAGGCCACAGGAAGUGCAUCCCGCAGAAGAAUGUCUGUGAUGGGUGGAAUGACUGUGUUGGAGGUUCGGAUGAGCUCAACUGUCCCUGCGCCAGCAAUGAGUUCCGCUGCACCAAUGGCAUGUGUAUACUGGAUAAAUACAAGUGUGACUAUGACAGUGACUGUCCUGACCACUCGGACGAGAUUGGCUGCAACAAAACCUGCGAUGAUCUGGAGAUUUCUGGGGUUAAGCACCAUGGCCUGGUGCCCUGCAACACAACGUCCAUGUGUAUCUACCCUAACUGGAUCUGUGACGGCAGCAAUGACUGCUGGGACAACAAUGAUGAAGCAAAUUGCCACAAUGUUGACCCUGGCAGCUGUGCAGAGAAUGCCUUCAGAUGUACCAACGGCAACUGUAUCUUGCCUCAGUGGAGAUGUGACAAGGAGUAUGACUGUGCAGAUGCUUCUGAUGAACACGGCUGUGUUUACGUCUGUGAUGCCGAUCAGCACACCUGCAGCGAUGGCACCUGUUUCCCCCUGAGCUGGGUGUGUGAUGGUCACGCUGACUGCCCAGACCAGUCUGACGAACCUGAAAACUGCACCCAACAGAACUGUACCAGAGACCAGUUCCAGUGUCCUACUGGCCGUUGUAUCUCCAGUGAUUGGCUGUGUGAUGGAGACUACGACUGUCCCAAUGGGGAGGAUGAAAGAAUGGAUGAUAAAGCCAAAUGUGCCCCGACCGAAUGUGCUGCAGAUCAGUUCCUGUGUUUGAACCGGCGCUGUAUCAAAACUACUUUCUACUGCGAUGGGGAGAAUGACUGUGGUGACAGUUCAGAUGAGCCAGAUACAUGUGUGUAUGGACAGUGUCAGGAGGAUGAGUUUGAGUGCCAUGCGGACAAGAGAGUUCGGUGCAUCAAGCAGUCCAAGCGCUGCAAUGGCUGGUUUGACUGUCCUGACCACUCAGACGAAAAAGACUGCCCCAACACUACCCCUCAGCCUACAAAUGUUUGUGAGAAUAGUACCUACUUUCAGUGCAGCAACAACAUGUGCAUCAAGGAAGUGUUGGUCUGUAAUGGCAACAAUGAUUGCAGUGAUAAUUCUGAUGAACCGUCCAACUGUGAAAUCAACGAAUGUAGCUCCAAGCGGCCCGUCUGCAGCCAGAUCUGUGUGGACAAGAAGAUUGGCUAUGAGUGUCAGUGCCACCCAGGCUACCAGCUGGAGCAGGAGAGUUUGAGUAACAGGGAGAUCUCACCAAACAAAAAGUGUAUGGACGUCAAUGAGUGUGCUACCGUGUUGCCCUGCAGCCACUACUGUACUAACACAGUGGGCUCCUUCAAAUGCAGCUGUGCUGAUGGGUACCGGCUGCUGAAAGAUGGCAGAACCUGCAUGGCUAACGGACCUGAGCCUCUGAUUCUGAUCUCCAACCGCUACUACCUGCGUCUGAUCAGCACCACCAACAGAACCAAUACCACGGUGACCACGGCGCUGAAGAACUCGGUGGCUGUGGACUACGACUGGAAGGAGCAGAUGAUUUACUGGUCAGACAUCAGCAGUGACAAGAGCAGUAUCUCCAGGAUGGGCUUCAACUUUACCAGCCGAACCAAGCACAGGGAACAAGAGCAGCUGCACAACAGCACUGUGCGCAACCCUGAUGGCCUAGCUGUGGACUGGAUCGGUCGCAACCUCUACUGGUGUGACAAAACUACAGACACCAUCGAAGUGUCCACACUAGAUGGGAAAUAUCGCCGGAUUUUACUACGAGAAGGUCUGCAGGAGCCCCGGGCACUAGAGGUGUUCCCCCAAAAAGGUCUUCUGUUCUUCACAGACUGGGGAGAUAGUCCACACAUCAGUCGUAUGAACAUGGAUGGUACUGAUGUCCGCAAGAUCAUCAAUGAGAGCAUUGAAUGGCCAAAUGCGCUCACCAUUGACUAUGUUACAGAGAAGGUGUUCUGGGGUGAUGGAGACCUGGACUAUAUUGGUAUGGCAGACUUGGAUGGUCAGAACGCCAGGGUCAUCCUCAGGGACAACAAGAAAACACCGCACGUGUUUGCUUUAACCACGUUUGAAGGACUGCUGUAUUGGACCGACUGGGAAAUUAAAGGGGUCUUUUACUCUUCCAAGUUCUCUGGACAUAAUGUGACUAACAUCAUUGAGCUGGUUCAUCGGCCCAUGGACAUCCAGAUUGUUCAUCCUCUGCGACAAGUACCUCUUGUUGACAGCCAGGGCUUGAGUGUGUGUGACAAGUUAGGCUGUACCCACCUGUGUUUGCUGCGCCCAGGUGAUGAUGGCAUUGGUAUCAAGGCAGUCUGUUCCUGUCCAGAAAACCACUAUCUGGGAGAUGAUGGGCAGUCUUGUGUUUCCAACUGUACCAAGUCCCAGUUCCUGUGCACCUCCAGCUCCAAGUGCAUCCCAUUUUGGUGGGAGUGUGACGGGCAUCCUGACUGUGAGGAUGGCAGUGACGAGCCAGACUAUUGUGAUCGCUACCACUGUGUUCACCACGGCAUGUUCCAGUGCAGCAAUGCAACAUCAGAGAAGGACUGCCUGCUGCCGACACACAUCUGUGAUGGUAUCAAACACUGUGUCGACAACUCAGAUGAGAGCAUUUGUCCGAGUUACACCUGUCUGGAGCACUACAUCAAAUGUCACGCCGACAACAUUUGUAUUCCCAAGAUAAAACAGUGUGACGGAACAAACGACUCUCCCAUGAAUACGUGUUCAAGCAGCCAGUUCCACUGCAAUAACACACGCUGCAUUCCCUAUGUCUGGAAGUGCGACAAUGAUGAUGACUGUGGCGAUGGAUCUGAUGAGCCAAUUACAUGCAAAAGUGACAUGUGCCGCAGCGCUGACUACUUUAAGUGCAGUAGAACCGGACAGUGCAUUCCAGAGAGCUGGAAGUGUGAUGGGGACCAAGAUUGUGGAGAAUCGGAUAACUCGGAUGAGGACCAAGUGGAGUGCCCCAAACCUGUGACCCCACCUUCUUUCGCUGCCAAAACUGGACAUUGCAUCCCCGGUCGCUGGCGUUGUGACUACUAUGAUGAUUGUAGGGACGGCUCGGACGAAGAGGGCUGCACUGCCAGAAACUGUUCAGAAUCUGAGUUCAGAUGUCUCAGUGGCAAGUGCAUACCUGGCAGGUUGCACUGUAAUGGAGUCUUUGACUGUGUGGACCGGAGUGAUGAGCUGGCUUGUAAUCCAAGAUGUGACAAUGCUACCCAAUUCCAGUGUGACAAGAUCCCCUUCUGUAUACCCAAGAAGUGGCUGUGUGAUGGAGACACUGACUGCGCUGAUGGAACUGAUGAGUGGGGUUGUAACCGUGAGUGUUCUGAUGAAGAAUUCAAAUGCAACAACUCCUUAUGUCAGCCAAAGCAGUGGCGCUGUGAUGGUGAUGAUGAUUGCGGUGAUCAUUCUGAUGAAAGGGAGGAAGACUGCGCCAAACAUGCGUGUCCUCCUGGCAGAUUCCGGUGUAAGAACCACACUUGUAUCUGGAACAGCAUGUUGUGUAAUGGUAAACGAGACUGCUCCGAUGGAGAAGAUGAAAACAUCACCAUGUGUGCCGUUGUGAAAAACUGCUCACUUCCCAACUUUCUCUGUGAGUCACGGACACAGUGCUUGCACCCUAAACAAGUGUGUGACAGGAUUCAAGACUGCACUGAUGGCUCAGACGAAGACGGGGACUUUUGUGAUACACUGAAUGUCUCAAAGACAGACAGCUGUAAAAUCUUCAAUGGAGGCUGUCAGCACAACUGUACAGACACACCUUAUGGGCCUCAGUGUCACUGUAAGAAGUACUUUCGCUUGAAUGCGGAUGGGCUUACCUGCUCAGUGGACAACCCAUGUGAUCACCAUGGCACCUGCUCCCAGAAGUGUCUCUUUGACAACAAGAACAUGCAUGUCCAGUGUCUGUGUACCAGCAGAGGAUACACCCAAGUGGUCAACAACACCAGAGCUUGUGUGGCUAACGGUGAAGAGGCUCAAAUGCUGAUUGCAGAAAAGAACAACCUGAUCAUGAGAAGGCAGCUCCACAGAAAUGAAACAGAGACUGUAACUUUGCCACCUAAUGACAGUAUGGUCAGCCAGGUGCUGGCAGUUGAUGUUGACAUUUCCAAGGGCAUAGUGUUCUUCAUCAACCAGACAGGCUCAGAGCAUUUAUUGAUGAGAUCGCAGCUGGUCUUAAAGAGCCCCAAUGGAAGGAUGAAACGUCAGACAAGCCAGAAACCAGCUGAAAUUGUCCACUUGUCUGACCGACACUUCGACGUGACUGGUCUGGCAGUUGACUGGGUGAGUCAGAGCAUUUAUCUGACUGAUGCAAAUGGCAAGGCCAUAUAUAGGUACAACUAUGAAGGUCAGCGAGGCAAGGUCGUUGUCCGUGGAAACACCAGUCCACAGACAGUUGCUGUUGAUCCUAUCAAUGGCUACAUCUUUUGGACUGACCGAGGCUCCAUACCCAAGAUUGAACGAGCCAACCUCGACGGCAGCGACAGAAAAACCAUUGUUUUCUCAGAAGUAUCCUGGCCAAGCAGCAUCGCCCUUGAUCUCUUUGGCGGCUGGGUCUACUGGACAGAUGCUAAAAAACACACAGUAGAAGUUGCCAGAUAUGAUGGGUCAGGCCGCCAGGUGAUCCACACAUCAGCAUGUUUUCUGUCAGACUCCCCUUACUCCCUGGAUGUGUUUGAAGACUACAUCUACGUGCUGACCUACCAGUACAGCCGAGUGUUGAAACUGCACAAAUUCAAGAACUGUACCAGAGACCAGGCUUCCGUCAUGUUCAACACGGCAGCUCAUGCUCGAGAUAUCACCAUCAUACAGGAAAACAAGCAAACAAAGGUGAAAUCCAACUGUUCAGCCAAUGCUUGCAACCCAGAAGAGAACUGUUUCAACAAGCCACAAGAUGAGCAAGGCUUUGUGUGUCUCUGUCCGGACGGGGCUGAGAAAAAGGGCAAGAAGUGUGAGUUUGAGAAACUCAGCUGCGACGGAUACUGCACGAAUGGAGGCACCUGCAUUGUGUCCAAGCUUACAGAGAAACGUAAAUGCAGCUGUAUUAAUGGCUUCUCCGGAGAUCGCUGUGAGCAGCAUGGUUGCACCAAUUACUGCAAGAACGGAGGCAGCUGUCACAUUGACGCAGAGGGGAAACCACACUGCUUAUGUCUGGCAUUCCAUGAUGGGGACAGGUGUGACACUAUCAGGUCGUUGGGCUCUUUGUGCCCACAGGUGUGCAAGAAUGGAGCCGACUGUACUAUUGAGGAUUCUGGCUAUGUUGUCUGCAAGUGCCAGGGUGGCUUCACUGGUAAACGAUGCGACCAGUGUGACGACCUUCACUGCAGCAACGGAGGAAGCUGCUACAAACAGAAUGGCCACUCCCAGUGUGAGUGUCCCCCAGACCUGGACCCCAAGUCGCGGUGUCAGAGUCCACUCAACUGUACCUCAUUGUGUUUGUCAGGAGUUCAGCUGGAGUCAGAGACAUGCAACUGUAACUGCAAGCCCACCUACUUGACCAAGGAUUGUGCCUGUGGACUAGAUUGUGUUCAUGGAAACUGUGUCCUGGAAAAUGGCCAGCCACAAUGUGAAUGCCAUGAGUUGUUUAGAGGACAAAGAUGUGACGUCUGCAAAUGUGAGCCAGCAGGCACCUGCGUGAAAAAUAUCACCGGGGAAUUCUCCUGCAGGUCAGUGGUGUUUCUCCUUUCUCACAAGUCCACACAUAUCUGUGUACAAAUCCACACAUAUCUGUGUACUAUAGGUCUUAUAAGUCGAAGACUAUGCUUUCUCAGUGUAACAUUGUACUGCCUCAGUUUAACGCUAUACUCUUUUCCCUUUUUAACGCUAUACUACCCCAAUGUAACACUAUACUGCUUCAGUGUAACAUCAUGCACUCAGAGUAACAUUAUACUGCCUCAUUGUAACCCUAUAAUGCCUCAGUGUAACUCUAUACUGGCUCAGUGUAACGCUGUACUGCCUUAG
Candidula unifasciata is the source of this 5966-nucleotide messenger RNA. Lineage: Eukaryota; Metazoa; Mollusca; Gastropoda; Stylommatophora; Geomitridae. The record is from the annotation of a GenBank genome assembly.